AUGGCUAUGACUCGCAUAGCGGGUAUCCUACUACUAGCACUGUCUCUUGUUUUUGUAUCACACAUUGCUGAGACAACUGAAGUGGUUCCUGCUGCUUUCUCUGUUUGUGAGCGUAUAUUUGAGUACUUCCCCUAUUGCUUGGAAUUCCUUGUGGGGGAUCCAAAUUAUGAUAGGCCCUCAAAAAGAUGCUGCCAACAUAUAACCAAGCUUAACAUAUUAGCACAUCACAGGAGAGGACCCAGGACCAUUUGUUGGUGCAUUCAGAUCAUGGUUAAGGGAAUGACACCAACAUUGGACCCUACCCGAAUACAAGAUCUUCCUCUCAUGUGCAACACCACCCUCAGCUUUCCCAUUUCUGAUAGCAUAAAUUGCUUCAAGGUUGGUUAGGAUAUAUUACAAUGAUGCGCGCAAAUAGGUAGCUAUUAAACAUUGGUCUAUAUGGUCAUUGCAGAUUUUGUUAGGGGCCUUAUAAUAGAGCAAUAG
Abrus precatorius (Indian licorice) is the source of this 483-nucleotide messenger RNA. RefSeq names its product non-specific lipid-transfer protein 13-like. Bases 1 to 387 code for a protein of 128 amino acids. Gene Ontology annotation, biological process: lipid transport. Gene Ontology annotation, molecular function: lipid binding. The record is from RefSeq and is a predicted model, not a curated record. NCBI's taxonomy places the organism in Eukaryota, Viridiplantae, Streptophyta, Magnoliopsida, Fabales, Fabaceae. Gene Ontology annotation, cellular component: membrane. The transcript has 2 exons.